AUCUGAUUCUUGAACUGACUUGUGGGGGACUCAAAUACUGCCCUAUACUCUGGGACGCGCCAUAUACUCGGACUUAUAGCCGGCAACCGAGGUUAUGAUUUUGACCUUCGGUCUGUUUUGAGCGCCCCAACAACACCUACGUCGAUUUCUCCAAGGAUGAGCGUUAAUGCAGGAUAUAAUGCCAAUGGGAACCACGUACCGGUGGUACAGGCCCCGCCGGCAGAACUAGUACAGAGAUUGAAGGCCGCUUCUAUGCUCCAAAAUCCCCUAAAAGACUCGAAUUCAAAAGCACCUUCAGCAUCUUCAAACUCGAUCCGCAAAAGCUUACCACGAUCCAUCCGCAUAAAUCCCCUUGUUCAGGUCCUCAUAUUGAGACGAGUUCUUCUUCUCACGGAUGGUCGGGACAAGGUGAUGAAGGUCAUCCAAUACGGACUCAAGACUGCAAUGUGGCUUCACAUAUUGGACGCCAAACGGCAUCCCACCCUCCAUUCGCAUGCCAAUAAAACCGUCUCACAGUUUUCGAUGACCCGCAAAGUCAUUCGGCUAUUUUACUGGUUGAAUUCCUUAGAUGAAUUUGUAGAGCUGGCGAAAGAACGGCAUUUUGGGAUGUCAUCAGCCGUGACGCCAACGGAGAAGCUAAGGCAGUUCCUGGCGGUUUUCAACGCUAUUGUCGGGAUCGUGAAUGGGUGGGCAGAUGAUUUGGUAGUCGCUGGAAAGAUGGGCAUCGUGGACAAACCACUGUACAACCGCGCAACAAUCCUUGCAGAUCGACUCUGGUAUGUUAGUAUAUUCAUCGACGCUCACGAGAAUGUGCACGGCACAGCGGCAAUACGGCGAAAGCUAGUGGCAUGUCGCGCCGAUGAUGAGUCCAAGAGGAAAGAGCUGGAAAGCAAGUUAUAUAUGCAGAAAGUGUCGUUUGCCAAACUUAUGGCAGACUUUGUUUUCUGCACCAUAGAUGUCUUCCACUUGGGAGACAAAGGUAUUAGCGACGGAUGGCAGGCAGUAUCCGGUUUUCUCGCGGCGUUAUUGGGCACCUACAAAGUUUGGGUAAAGCAUCGCUAGAGCAUUACGAUCUGUAAUUAUUUAUUUGUGCUGUAAUUAGUGUCUCUUUUCUUUGUUAGACUCUUAAAACAGAGACUGUUCCCCUGA
Molecule: messenger RNA, 1149 nt
Organism: Spizellomyces punctatus DAOM BR117
Lineage: Eukaryota; Fungi; Chytridiomycota; Chytridiomycetes; Spizellomycetales; Spizellomycetaceae
Exons: 1
Coding region: 157-1062 (301 amino acids)
Biological process (GO): regulation of peroxisome size; peroxisome fission
Cellular component (GO): peroxisomal membrane
Source: RefSeq, a predicted model, not a curated record